AUGGAUAACCUACAUGAGACCUUGCUCAGCCUCGAAGAUGGCUUGGGCUCCUCUGACAGCCCUGCCCUUCUGUCCUCCUGGGACUGGAAAAACAGAACAGGGCCCUUUGAGCUGAACCAGGCCUCGCCCACUCAGAGCCUUUCUCCAGCUCCAUCACUGGAAUCGUCUUCUUCUCCCUGCCCAGCUGUGGCUGGGCUGCCCUGUGGGCAUGGCAGUGUUGGCAGUGGGGGCAGUGAUGGCUGCAGCAGCCAUGUGUCCAGUGGCCUGGUAGAGGUGGACUACAACAUGUUGGAUUUCCAGCCUGCCUACCUGCAGAGCGUUGGUGUCCCCAGGGCACAGAAGGGCACCAAAGUCAGGAUGUCCGUCCAGAGGAGAAGAAAGGCAAGCGAGAGGGAGAAGCUCAGGAUGAGGACCUUGGCAGAUGCUCUGCAUACCCUCCGGAAUUACCUGCCACCUGUCUACAGCCAAAGAGGCCAGCCACUCACCAAGAUACAGACGCUCAAGUACACCAUCAAGUACAUCGGAGAACUCACAGACCUCCUCAACAGUGUCAAGAGAGCCUAG
This is a messenger RNA of Loxodonta africana (African savanna elephant), 564 nucleotides long. RefSeq names its product mesogenin 1 (gene MSGN1). Gene Ontology annotation, biological process: regulation of transcription by RNA polymerase II; mesoderm formation. Gene Ontology annotation, cellular component: nucleus. Gene Ontology annotation, molecular function: DNA-binding transcription factor activity, RNA polymerase II-specific; RNA polymerase II cis-regulatory region sequence-specific DNA binding; protein dimerization activity. The record is from RefSeq and is a predicted model, not a curated record. The transcript has a single exon. Bases 1 to 564 code for a protein of 187 amino acids. NCBI's taxonomy places the organism in Eukaryota, Metazoa, Chordata, Mammalia, Proboscidea, Elephantidae.